AUGCCCGGUCUAUGCGUGCUUUGUCUCACUGCCGUGCUCGCUGCAUUCACCCGGUUCGCGGAGACCGUGGGGCCGGUGGUCCGAUGUGAGCCGUGUGACGCCGGGGCUCUCAUGCAGUGCAAGCCGCUGCCAAAAGACUGCGCAGAGAUAGUGCGGGAGCCCGGCUGCGGGUGCUGUCUGUCGUGCGCCCUUGCUGAGGGUCAGGCGUGUGGAGUGUACACUGGGCGCUGUGGCUCCGGGCUGACUUGUCAGUACCAACCGGGGGAGACCCGACCACUGCAAGCCUUGCUAGAGGGACGGGGAGCUUGCUCCAGCGCCGCGUCCAAAAAACUCAGCACCAUUCUGCUCCCCGCGCAGAAACAAGGUAAGCGCCUCAUGGUUCUAAAUAUCGCUCUUUCUGUGAAGGUACUGAGCUGGGUUGGUCUGUUUCUGUUAGAGAACCCCUGUAGUCUUAGGGCUAUAGCCUGCGGGUUGGUGUUGGUGCGUAGGCUAUAGCAGGACACUUCUUUCCAUAGGCUACUGACUCGUGCCCGAUGCCAUGCAAACAUUUGCGCACGUUAUGGGUUACUUAGGCUAUGCCUACUCAUUAAAUAUUGAUGUGAGUUAAUUUGUGGCAAUCGGUAAUAUCUAGCCACUCAGCGGACUGUGGCUGCCUUGUGGCCGGCUCUCCAUGAGUACCGGACGGUAUGCCUCCCUCUAAGGGUCCGGUGCCCAAUACAAAUAGCAACGCUGGCCCUGCGGCGGUUCAGAGAGGAUUCACGCUGAAUAAGAUUAUGUGCAUUACAGUGCAUGUAAGGGGUUAAUAAAAUGUUGGGUACUGUAAAUGAGUGCCAUUAGUAUCGAAUCAGUUUUUUCUUAUUUGUAGUGUGAGGUUUAAGUAUAUAGCCAAUGUGUAAAUACGUUUUGCGCACGCGUAACCUAUUGCCAACAUAGCCAUGGCGCACAGUAUAUAUGGGCCAUACAGUAAUUAAACAAAACAAAAAAAUGCAUUGAAAUACAUAAUGGUUGUGACCUUUCUUUAGUUGAACAAUUUAUAUACUCUGUCAUUGGGUGUGAAAUGCACCAUUGGGAUUGAACGGAACCUGCGCAACUAUUUUAGCCCGUGGCAUUCCCUCAAUUCUGCCACUCGGCUCGCUAAGGCGCGCGCCACCAUAUGUCAGAUACACACUGUAGUCGUUGUUCUUUUGAGGACGACAUACUGACUCUCAAUACCAUAUACUGUGUGCUCUCUUGCGCUCUGCACACACGCAUGUACGCACACGCACACGCACACACACACACACACACACACACACACACACACACAUACAUCUGGCUGCCCAACCCAAUCGUUAGUGAAUGCCACAAAUGUGUAUAUUUUGCUGAAGCAGAUGUGCAAAGAUGAGCGUUUUGUGAAUGACGACUUUGUUAUGUCCAUAGGCCUACUCUCCUUUCCCAAACGCGCAGCUUUGACAUCGGGACACGCAGCAUGCAAAUACCCGUGGUUUUAGAGGUGGCCUGUCCCUGUUUUGAGCCAGAACUUUGCUGGGAGGGGAGAGCGGAGAAGGAGAGAAGGAAUCUGGUGAAGUGCACAUCUCCCGCUGUCUGUCUGCACGCAGUUAUUAGCAACACAACACCGAGGUGGGAACCGGGGAGGGACGACGGGUGCGCGAGCUGUGUGAGAACUACACCGGAGUGGAAAUAAACCCGCCUGCAGGACCUGACACACACACGCACGCACAUGCGCGCGCACACACUAAUAUGGACUUGGCAUACAUUUCACAUCCAUGUGAACCCAUACUUCCUCCACCUUGCAUUAUCACGAGGAAAGAGGGGAAGGCACUGUUUCACUCUGCCCCCUGUGGUGUUGUUGUGUGUUUAGUGGGGCUGUGUCAGCCCACCAGGCGUUGGUGUGUGUUUUCUCCUCCUAGUAAUUUGGCUUGGCCACAGUGGUGUGUGCUGAAGCAGUCCACUGUCACAUUGGCACACACAAAGGCUAUUGUUAGCAAGGUCUGUGACUUUUAAACAGCAGUCUGGCCUGCAGGCUGCUUCACUCUGCUCUGCUACUUACUUCAUCAUCAUCCACUUCACUUGUCACCCUAUUCCCUAUAUUACAUGUUUACAUUUUAGUCAUUUAGCAGACGCUCUUAUCCAGAGCGAUUUACAGCGAGUGAGUGCAUACAUUUUCAUACUGCCCCCCCGUGGGAAUCGAACCCACAACCCUGGCAUUGCAAACGCCGUGCUCUACCAACUGAGCUACACGGAGCCUAUAUAGUGCACUAUGGUCAAAAGUAGUGCACUAUGUACACUGUAAAACAUUUCCUGUUGUUUUUACAGUAACUUAGAGGCAGCCAGUCUCCUGUAAGUCACCAAAAGGUACAGUAUGUUACUAUACCGUAUUUUACAGUAUCCAAUACUGUUCCUGUAAUCUUUUUUACUAUUGUUUUUAUGGCAACUAACAGGCAACUGUCUACCUGUAAGUUACAGUAAAACAACAGUACAGUGAGUUACUGUAAUCUUUUUAUGGUAAUUGUAAUGGAUGAAUUAAUGGAUGAAUGAAUGAAAUUCAUUGAGGGGAGAUGGGGUUUGCAUUUUACAGUAUUUUACCGUAAUUGCAUGGGAUUGGUGCAAGCAGGUUGGCUGCUAAUGUGUUUACAUAUGACAUCAUAUCAAUGAAUGCCAGUUUGGAAGCCUUUGUCAAGGCCUCUAGAAGUACAAGUGAUAUAAAAUACCACAUUUUGAACUUUUAUAUCACUUGGACGUCUAGAGGCCUUAAUAAAGGCUUCCAAACUGGCAGCAAAUACAGGGCAAAACAGACCAAAGGACAUGGCAAGUACUCAACCAUUAAAGGUUUGCAACUUGCUGCCACACCAAUCCGUCCUCUAUACACAUUUAAUUGAUGUGGCAAUACUACACCUCAUACUCACAUACAAGGCACGACUCAAAAUAUGUUAAUGAGUCAAAAACAACAAUACCGUGCACCCACUAGUGCUCAAAAGGUUUGUGGCACUCCAAAAAUACUGCACUGUAUUCUGUGGGGUGGAAUUACAGUACCAUUCGAAAUACAGCAAUUAUUUCCCUGCCCACAACAUUUUCCCACAAUGCACCAUAAUUUACAGCAUGCUGCAGUAUAAUGCUUUACAGUAUUUUAUUGUUGAUAAAUGUACACAUUUACGGUAUAAAUCACAGUUUUCCAUUACAAUGUAAUAUUCUUUACAAUUAAUUUGAUAAAUCAUAAAAAUAUUAUACACACCUUGUUUGGUUGGUUCACUUUAGACCUUGAUGUCUCUCAAUUCGAUUACUCAGAAGUGUUUGAAAACAUUGCCAGUUGCCAAUCCCACAAUGCUGUCCAGUGUUGACUGCUAGCUAUAGCCCAUUGUCCUUCACAAUAACAAUUACAGACCAAACUGACCCUAGAACAGCCUCUAGGCCACUGUACCUGCCUCUAUCACACUGUUGUGCUCUGUGUUUAGAGUUGCUGAGAUGCCCUCAAAAGUAGUGCACUAUAUGGGCAAAAGGUUGCCAUUUGGGAGGCAUACCAAGAAUUUAACAAGGCCUCUCCCUAGCAAUUAGCUAGAGAGAUAAGAGAGAGAGCAGGAGAGAGCCUAGAGAGAUAUCGUCUAGAGCCGAUCUCAGAGAGAGAGAGAGAUCGAUUAACUAGCUCUCUCUCUCUCUCUCUCUCUCUCUUCCAACUCUCUCUCUUCACUCACUCUCUCUCUCUCUCUUCUCUCUCUCUCUCUCUCUCUCUCUCUCUCUCUCUCUCUCUCUCUCUCUCUCUCUCUCUCUCGCUCUCUCACCACAGUCAAAGCUGUUUACUCCGCUGCCAUUAGACAAAGAUUUUGUAAGAUGUUUAUCAGAAAAAGUAAAUUGAUGAAAUUAUAAUUUUUUCUCAUCAAUCUAACAACAUCAAUAAACCCCCAUAAUAACAAAGCAAAAACUGGUAUAAAUGUUUGCAAAUGUAUUAAAAAUUAAACACUGAACUACCCUUUGCUAUGAUAUUCGAAAUUGAGCUCAGGUGCAUCCUGUUUCCAUUGAUCCUCCAUGAGAUGUUUCUACAACUUGAUUGGGGUCCACCUGUGGUAAAUUCAAUUGAUUGGACAUGAUUUGGAUAGGCACACACCUGUCUAUAUAAUGUCUCACAGUUGACAGUGCAUUGUCAGAGCAAAAACCAAGCCAUGAGAUCGAAGGAAUUGUCCGUAGACCUCCGAGACAGGAUUGUGUCGAGGCACAGAUCUGGGGAAGGGUACCAAAAAAUGUAUGCAGCAUUGAAGGUCCCCAAGAACACAGUGGCCUCCAUCAUUCUUAAAUGGAAGAAGUUUGGAACCACCAAGACUCUUCUUAGAGCUGGCCGCUCAGCCAAACUGAGCAAUUGGGGAAGAAGGGCCUUGGUCAGGGAGGUGACCAAGAACCCAAUGGUCACUCUGACAGAGCUCCAGAGUUCCUCUGUGGAGAUGGGAGAACCUUCCAGAAGGACAACCAUCUCUGCAGUACUCCACCAAUCAGGCCUUUAUGGUAGAGUGGCCACUCCUCAGUAAAAGGCACAUGACAGUCCGCUUGGAGUUUGCCAUAGGCACCUAAAGGACUCUCAGACCAUGAGAAACAAGAUUCUCUGGUCUGAUGAAACCAAGAUUGAACUCUUUGGCCUGAAUACCAAGCAUCACAUCUGGAGGAAACCUGGCACGCUCCCUACGGUGAAGCAUGGUGGUGGCAGCAUCAUGCUGUGGGAUGUUUUUCAGCAGCAGGGACUGGGAGACUAGUCAGGAUCGAGGGAAAGAUGAACAGAGCAAAGUACAGAGAGAUCCUUGAUGAAAACUUGCUCCAGAGCGCUCAGGACCUCAGACUGGGUUGAAGGUUCAUUUUCCAACAGGACAACGACCCUAAGAACACAGCCAAGACAAUGCAGGAGUGGCUUCGGGACAAGUCUCUGAAUGUCCUGGAGUGGCCCAGCCAGAGCCCGGAUUUGAACCUGAUCAAACAUCUCUGGAGAGACCUGAAAAUAGCAGUGCAGUGACGCUCCCUAUCCAAUCUGACAGAGCUUGAGAGGAUCUGCAGAGAUGAAUGGGAGAAACUCCCCAAAUACAGGUGUGCCAAGCUUGUAGCGUCAUACCCGAGAAGACUUGUAAAUGUGGAUAUUUCAGUUUUAGAAUAAGGCUGUAAAGUAACAAAAUGUGUAAAAAUUCAAGGGGUCUGAAUACUUUCCGAAUGCACUGUAGACUGGGCUCACUCUCCCCUUAGAUCCUUUCCACUUAUUUCUGGUUUUUAGGAGUUGGUCGAAGUGAUUUGUCUGGUUUCGAGGUGAAGGGUGAGGAUGGAGCAGCUGUAUCUAUUCUGCAGCCAUUAUGUCAUUAUUGAUGUUUAUGUUGUUGUGUACAUAAUGUAGCCCGCCCCUCCCCACCCGCCCCAACCUGCACACCACUCCGCAAGCCAGAAUCUGGUUCUACUUAAUCCUUAUAAUAUGUGUUUGUGUGUGUGUGUAACUGCGUGUGUGUGUGUUCAUGUAAGUGUAUGUGUAUGUCUGUUUUUUUUGUUUGUGUGUAUGUGUGUAUGUCUUUGCCAAGACCAGUUGAAUGUGUUAAGACCACUGCUGGCCUGAUGAUCCCAGGUUCAAAUCCAGUGUUGUCAUUCUUUCCCUGAGUGCCUUCAGAUGGCCUGUGUGCUAAUGGAAUCUUAUUCCCCAUGGGCCCUGGUCAAAAGCAGUGCACUAUAUAGGGAAUAGAGUGGCUUGCGGAAGUAUUCACCCCCCUUGGCAUUUUUCCUAUUUUGUUGCCUUACAACCUGGAAUUAAAAUUGAUUUCUUGGGGGUUUGUAUCAUUUGAUUUACACAACAUGCCUACCACUUUGAAGAUGCAAAAUAUUUUUGGGGGUGAAACAAACAAGAAAUAAGACAAAAAAACAGAACUUGAGCGUGCAUAACCCCCCCCCCCCCCAAGUCAAUACUUUGUAGAGCCACCUUUUGCAGCAAUUGCAGCUGCAAGUCUCUUGGGGUGUGUCUCUAUAAGCUUGGCACAUCUAGUCACUGGGAUUUUUGUCCAUUCUUCAAGGCAAAACCGCUCCAGCUCCUUCAAGUUGGAUUGGUUCGGCUGGUGUACAGCAAUCUUUAAGUCAUACCACAGAUUCUCAAUUGGAUUGUGGUCUGGGCUUUGACUAGGCCAUUCCAAGACAUUUAAAUGUUUCCCCUUAAACCACUCAAGUGUUGCUUUAGCAGUAUGCUUAGGGUCAUUGUCCUCCUGGAAGGUGAACCUCUGUCCCAGUCUCAAAUCUCUGGAAGACUGAAACAGGUUUUCCUCAAGAAUUUCCCUGUAUUUAGUGGCAUCCAUCAUUCCUUCAACUCUGACCAGUUUCCCAGUCCCUGCCGAUGAAAAACAUCUGGUCAGAUGAGACUAAAAUGUAGCUUUUUGGCCAACAAGGAAAACGCUAUGUCUGGCGCAAACCCAACACCUCUCAUCACCCCGAGAACACCAUCCCCAAAUUGAAGCAUGGUGGUGGCAGCAUCAUGCUUCACUGUGGGGAUGGUGUUCUCAGGGGGAUGAGAGGUGUUAGGUUUGCGCCAGACAUAGCGUUUUCCUUGUUGGCCAAAAAGCUCAAUUUUUGUCUCAUCUGACCAGAGUACCUUCUUCCAUAUGUCUCCCACAUGCCUUUUGGCGUUCACCAAACCUGUUUGCUUAUUUUUUUCUUUAAGCAAUGGCUUUUUUCUGGCCACUCUUCUGUAAAGCCCAGCUCUGUGGAGUGUGCGGCUUAAAGUGGUCCUAUGGACAGAUACUCCAAUCUCUGCUGUGGAGCUUUGCAGCUCCUUCAGGGUUAUCUUUGGUCUCUUUGUUGCCUCUCUGAUUAAUGCCCUCCUUGCCUAUUCCGUGAGUUUUGGUGGGCGACCCUCUCUUGGCAGGUUUGUUGUGGUGCCAUAUUCUUUCCAUUUUUAAAUAAUGGAUUUAAUGGUGCUCCGUGGGAUGUUUAAAGUUUCGGAUAUUUUUUUAUAACCCAACUCUGAUCUGUACUUCUCCACAACUUUGUCAAAGACCUGUUUGGAGAGCUCCUUGGUCUUCAUGGUGCCGCUUGCUUGGUGGUUCCCGUUGCUUAGUGGUGUUGCAGACUCUGGGGCCUUUCAGAACAGGUGUAUAUAUACUGAGAUCUUGUGGCACUUAGAUUGCACACAGGUGGACUUUAUUGAACUAAUUAUGUGACUUCUGAAUGUAAUUGGUUGCACCAGAUCUUAUUCAGGGGCUUCAUAGCAAAGGGGGUGAAUACAUAUGCACGCACCAGUCUUCCCUUAUUUAUUUUUUUCAUUUCACUUCACCAAUUUGGACUAUUUUGUGAAUGUCCAUUACAAAAAAAAUCAAAAUCAAAAUCAAUUUAAAUUACAGGUUGUAAUGCAACAAAAUAGGAAAAACACCAAGGGGGAUGAAUACUUUUGCAAGGCACUGUAGGGUGCCAUUUGGGAUGUAACCAUACUGUCCAGCAUAGCACACAGGCUCAUGGGGCUCUGGUCAAUAGUAGUGCAUUAGGCAAUAGUAGUUCUGGCUGACCCUGAUCAUAUGGUGGAUAGUUCAUCCCUUUUCUAUAUUAGGGAGCGGUGUUUAAACCCCCCUCCUCCCCCCUCCUCUCCCUUCUCCUAUCUCACCCUCUGGCCCGGUCAGGUGGUCUAGGCUCUGCUCCGCUCUGUCUUUAACGAUUUGUCAGGAAUCUUUGCCAGCGACGUGGUCUAUAAAUAUCAGGAGCAAGCGACUGACUUCUCUCUCUCUCUCUCUCUCUCUCUCUCUCUCUCUCUCUCUCCUCGCUCUCGCUCUCGUCUCGCUCUCGAUCUUGAUCUCUCUCUCUCUGCUCACCCACUCUCUCUGUCUCUCUCUCUCUCUCUCUCUGUGUUUCUCUCUCUGCUCUUCCCUCUCUCUCUGCCCCCUUCCAUUGCUCUCCCUCUCUCUCUCCAUAACUCUCUCGAUCUUACUUUAUUUUUCAGUAUCACUCUCUCUCUCUCUCUCUCCUCUCUCUCUCUCUCUCUCUCUCCUCUCUCUCUUCUCUCUCUCUCUCUCUCUCUCUCUCUCUCUCUCUCUCUCUCAAUCUUGGGACAUAGAACAGCUUGCGAGGCACUGGUCUCAGUCUCAUUCUCAGGUCAUUAUAGUGGUUAGGCUAUUUCAGAUUCGCGAACUCUGGAACUCUGAUAGCAUCCAAACACACCAUAAUCUUAGUAAAGAUGUUUCUGAAACUAACAUAAUGGCGUUCCAUCUCCUUGCCAAUACACAGACCAUACUCAAUCUAACAAUGCACAUUCAACCUCAAGCUUUUUGGACUUUUUGGACAUUUGAAAACGUUUCUAAACCAUGACAUCACUUCCUGUUGUUUUGACAGAGAACACAAGCGGGGAGCAGGCCUGGGCGGGGGAUGAACGGCUUGCCAACGGCACCGUGAUGACGAACACGACGGUGGUGGUGGGCGCGGUAGGUGUGGAAGGCGGAGGUGGUGGACACUGGGGGGCGAUAGAGGCCAAACCGCCGCUGCACACCAAGCUGGACGUGAUCAAGAAGGAGCAGAAUAAGAAGAGGUGGAGCUACAAGGUGGAGUCAGUGUCUGGUGGAGUCAACACCCACAUGCACAACUUCUCCCUGGAGAACAAGAGGGAGACCGAGUAUGUAAGUAAUGACUAUGUCUAGCACCAUGGAUAAAGACACUUAACUAAUACCUGCCACCCCUAUCUCUCACAUACUGUACAAAUGACCUUAGCAAACACAGACACACACACGCACGCACGCACGCACACACGGACCCAUCCCCUCCCCUCAUGUGUUUACUGACACACACACUCACACUCAUAGGUCUAUCUCGUGGUUUCUUGUAUUUUUGUCAUGUGUUUGAUAAUAUACAUUCACUGAUAUUUAUAGUGUUAUUACAGUGAUAUUGAGAUGUUAGUACAUUUUUUAUACAUUUAUACUGACAUGUAUAGUGCUUUUACAGUGAUAUUGAGAUGUAAAUACAUUUGUAAUAUAUUUAUACUGACAUAUAUAGUGUUACUUUUGUUAAACAGAAAAAACAAUUGUGUUACUUUUGUACUUUUGUUAAACAGAAAACCCAAACCCAUGGCAGCAAAUCCACAAGGUCUGCCAUGAGAGGUGACUGUAUUGUUCCCUUAAGGAAAAGCACCUUUAGUCAAUCUGCUUUCUCUGUGAGAGCUUCCCAUGUCUGGAACACACUGCCAUCAGAAACACACAACUGCACCACAUAUCGCACCUUCACAAAAAACAUAAAGACAUGGCUAAAGGCCAAUCAGGCUUGUGAACAUAAUCCCUAGCUGUGUAUUGCCGCUUUCCAUGUUGUCUGUAGCUUGUGAGGUCUGGAAACACUUUGUUGCUUUGAUGUAUUUUGUUUUGUUGCUUUUUGUGCUAUUGCUCUGUCUACAUGCUACGUGUUGCUUGUCCUAUGUUGCUCUGUCUACAUGCUACGUGUUGCUUGUCCUAUGUUUCUCUGUCUGCAUGCUAAGUGUUGCUUGUCCUAUGUUGCUCUGUCUACAUGCUAUGUGUUGCUUGUGCUAUGUUGCUCUGUCUACAUUCAUCGUGUUGCUUGUCCUAUGUUACUCUGUCUACAUGCUACGUGUUGCUUGUCCUAUGUUGCUCUGUCUACAUGCUACGUGUUGCUUGUGCUAUGUUGCUCUGUCUACAUUCAUCGUGUUGCUUGUCCUAUGUUGCUCUGUCUACAUGCUACGUGUUGCUUGUCCUAUGUUGCUCUGUCUACAUGCUACGUGUUGCUUGUCCUAUGUUGCUCUGUCUGCAUGCUACGUGUUGCUUGUCCUAUGUUGCUCUGUCUGCAUGCUACGUGUUGCUUGUCCUAUGUUGCUCUGUCUACAUGCUACGUGUUGCUUGUCAUAUGUUGCUCUGUCUACAUGCUACGUGUUGCUUGUCCUAUGUUGCUCUGUCUACAUGCUACGUGUUGCUUGUCCUAUGUUUCUCUGUCUACAUGCUACGUGUUGCUUGUCCUAUGUUGCUCUGUCUACAUGCUACGUGUUGCUUGUCCUAUGUUGCUCUGUCUACAUGCUACGUGUUGCUUGUCCUAUGUUGCUCUGUCUACAUGCUACGUGUUGCUUGUCCUAUGUUGCUCUGUCUACAUGCUACGUGUUGCUUGUCCUAUGUUGCUCUGUCUACAUGCUACGUGUUGCUUGUCCUAUGCUGCUCUGUCUACAUGCUACGUGUUGCUUGUCCUAUGUUGCUUUGCAUGUGCUCACUGCUCAUUGAUUGUCUGUAUUGUUAUUGCAAUUGUUUUUAAUAAUCUGCCCAGGGACUGUGGUUGAACAUUUACCGUCUGGCUAAAACCGACACUUUUACUGAAACGUUGAUUAAUGUGCACUGUCCCUGUUAAAAGAAAAUAAACUCAAACUCAACUCAAUUUUUACAGGAUUUUUGCUGUGUUAUUACAGUGUUAUUACAGGGUUAGUACUGUGUUACUACGGUGUUAGUACAGCGUUUGUACAGUGUUAUUAAAGCGUUAUUACAGUGUUAUUACAGGGUUAGUAUACUGUUAUUACAGGGUUAGUACAGUGGUUAGUACAGUUUUAUUGAGGUGUUAUGUGUUGUGUGUGCAGGGCCCGUGCAGGAGAGAGAUGGAAAGUAUCCUGAACAGUCUUAAAAUCUCCAAUGUGCUCAACCCCAGAGGCUUCCGCAUCCCCAACUGCGACAAAAAGGGCUUCUACAAGAAAAAACAAGUGAGAACACGCACACACACCUAA
Molecule: messenger RNA, 10681 nt
Organism: Coregonus sp. 'balchen'
Lineage: Eukaryota; Metazoa; Chordata; Actinopteri; Salmoniformes; Salmonidae
Source: the annotation of a GenBank genome assembly